Eubalaena glacialis (North Atlantic right whale) is the source of this 5091-nucleotide messenger RNA. RefSeq names its product thyroid receptor-interacting protein 11-like. Lineage: Eukaryota; Metazoa; Chordata; Mammalia; Artiodactyla; Balaenidae. Gene Ontology annotation, cellular component: Golgi apparatus. Gene Ontology annotation, molecular function: small GTPase binding. Gene Ontology annotation, biological process: endoplasmic reticulum to Golgi vesicle-mediated transport; Golgi organization. The record is from RefSeq and is a predicted model, not a curated record.
AUGGCGGCGGCGGCGGCGGCGGCGGCCCGCGGGGCUCGGGCCGGGCGGGACGGGGGACGGCCUGGCGGCUCCUACAUCGCUUCGCGGCCGAGGCGGCGGCGGCGCGGCGCCGCCCGCCGGGCCGGCGGGGUCUGGUCGGGCGAGGAGCGCCAGGCCCCGGGCGGCGCGCAGCCAGGCCUCCGCCGCCGGCCCGGGGGCCGCCCGAUUCCCCGCCCGCAGGCGGUCCCCGGGCCUCGCGAUGCGCGGCCGCCCAGGGCCCUGCUGUCCCCUCGGACCUCGGCGUGCUUUCGCUCAGCGAUCGCCUGCUCGACAGCUCAGAGAUGGCACCUUCAGAGCGGCUGUGAUGGUGGCCGCGUCCAGGGGGCCGAGGUGGUGCAGGGCACUGGGAAAAUCACGGAAGCAGAGGAGAAGGGCCCAACUCCAGCGCUGGGAAGUCGUGGGGAUGAGCAGAGGCCCGAGAGGGGACAGGUCCCUGGAGACGGGCCCUUUGUUACGUCCCAGGCCAGGCCUGGGCAUUGCCAGAUCUAUAGCUUUGAUGUAAAUGAAAUCUACAAACUGCAAAAUACCAUCAAGGAAUUUGAACAGAAUCUAAAUAAGGAAAUUGAUGACCAUCAACUUGAAAUAGCAGUGUUGCAGGAUGUUCAUCAACAGAAACUGGCAGAAAUAAGUCGCAGGCAUCAAAAACAAUUAAAGGACUAUGAGGGAAUGAUUCAUGAUAUGCAAAAAGCUAUUGAAGUCCCAGCAGCUGAAAAAAUAGAGUCCACCAAAAAAAUCAAAGGACUUGAGAUUAGAGUAAAAUAUCUUAAAAAAAAAUUAUCUUCUGUAGAAAAGGAAAGGAAUGCUUUAAUUAGAGAGCAAGACCAGAUAAAUGAAAUGAAUGAAAGAACUGAAGAAGGUGAGUUGCAACCUUCUAUUAGGAAGUGGAGUGAUGCUGUGACAGAAAAAGAAAAAGUUCUUCCACAGAGUACAUCACUGGAAGAAGUGUCCAGAUAGCAACAGCCACUGUCUGAUGCUGAAAAUGAAAUAAUGAGAUUGAGUAGCUUAAAGCAGGAAGAACUUCAACUAUCACUUGUCAAAUUGAGCAAUGAACAUGAACUCAUUAAAAGAACAGCUACAGGAGACAUGAAUUCGGAUUCAGAAGUACAUCAUUUAAGAUGUGACUGGGAAAUCAAAGAAGGAAAACUCAGUGAGAGUACUACUUAAAAGAAAUUACUGAUUCCUGAGUUAGGAGAGUUGCACAGGCUAAAACAAAAGACUACAAUGCACGUGGUUUUGAUGAAAGAUCAGCAAACAGAACCACAAAAUGAAGGAGACAGCAUCAUCGGUAAAGUAAAACAAGAUCUAGAAUAUGAGAAAAAGAGAGUUCGUCAACCUGAAGAUGAUAAAAUGAACAUUACUAAAGAGUUAGAUGGGCAAAAAGAAAAGUUAAUUCAUUUAAAAAUGGAAAAAGGACAGUUAGAAGCAGAAUUUUGUCAGGAUGAACAGAGACUGUUGGAAGAAAGGAAGUAUGAGCAAGCUUUUAAAGAACUGUCAAAUACUGAUAACCCAGACAGCUGUGCCUUACAGCUGGAGCAUGAGUGUUUAAUUAAACUCGGUCAAGAGAAAGACUGUGAAAUAUCAGAACUCAAAAAGAAUAUUGAGCAGAUGAUUGCUGGGCACAAAGAAACUAAGGAAGUUUUGUCAUCUAGUUUAGAAGAGCAGAAGCAAUUGAAGCAACUCAUAAGAGAGAAAGAAAUUUUUAUUGAAAAACUUCAAGGAAGUUCACAGCUUCGGGAGGAGUUAGAUCAAUAUACUCAAGCCUUAAGAAAAAUGGAAAUUUUACAGCAAACCAUAGAGGAAAAAUAUACAAGUCUUGCAUCCAUGAAAGAAGAAAAUAGUCACCUGAAAGAAGAAUUGGAAUGACUGAGGGAAGAACACAGCCAAACCGCACCUAUGAUUGACCCUAAAACUCCAGACACUGUUACAGAACUAGAAUCUGAGGUAUCUCAACAGAGCACAGUUGAAGAUAAUCUUGAGAUUAAACCUCAUCAAAAGAUAAUUGAAGAUCAAAACCGGAGUAAAAUGCAACUACUUCAAUCUUUACAAGAGCAGAAACGGAAAAAUCCCAAAUACCAACACGAGCAAAUGAAUAUUAAACACAAUCAGCUCUUUUUGGCCAAAGGGGAGGAAAUGGAGAAUUUGCAAAAUGCAAUAGAACAAAUCAAAACCCAGCCGCUGGAAAAAUCCCAGCACACGCCAACAGAACAUUCUGAUACUUUUCAAGUAACAGAAGUUCAGAGUCUUAAUAUAGAAAAUGGAAAUGAAAAGCAUGACUUAUCUAAAGCCGAAACUGAAAGAUCAGUACAAGGAAUAAAAGAACAAAAAUUGGAGAUUAAACUUCUAACUGAAAAGAAGGUUACCCUUUUAACUGAACAGGUUGAUCAGCUGUCCAAAGGUGAGAUUGGUAAACUAACUCAGUUUAUCCAGCAAAAAGAUUUGUGUCCUCACAUGAAAGUAUCUUCAGCUUCCUCCAGUGACCAAGAUAAUGGACAGAGUCCACAGCAAUUGCGAGCCUAUGCUUUGGAAAGAGAACAAAUAUUAGCUGUUUUAGAUGAGAAGACUAGGGAAAACAGCAAUCUUAAAAGAGAAAACUUGAGAAUGAUGGAUAUAAUUGUUGCCAAAGAAGCAGACCUCGUGAAACUCAAAGAUGCAAAUACAAAACUCUCCACCAGAUUUGAAAGCAGUGGUCAGGAUAUGUUUAGAGAAACGAUCCAGAAUUUAUCCCACAUCAUUUGAGAAAAAGAUAUUGAAGUUGAUGCUUUAACUCAGAAGUGUCAGACUUUACUGGCAAUACUGCAAACGUCCAGCAAUGGUGAUGAAGCGAGAGGUGUUAAUAUGGAUCAGUUUGAGGAGCUUCUACAGGAACGUGAUAAACUAAAACAGCAAGUUAAGAUAAUGGAAGAGUGGAAAGAGCACGUGAUGGCCACUGUACAACAUAUGCAGUGUGGGUCACCCCAUCUUCAGAAAGAGCUUCAACAACUUCAGGCACGGGUUUUAGUUGACAAUGAUAAUAAUUCUAAACUACAGAUGAACUAUACUGACCAUCAAACUUAUGAUGGGAAUGAAAUCAAAGUCAAAAACUUGGAGAAGCAAGGAGCGCAAAUUCAGUUUAGCCUAGAGCAGCUUUGCAAUACCAAAGAUAUUCUGUUAGGGAUGUUUGACCUUAUUUUACUACAGUCCUCCAAUGAAUCACUUACAUCCGAGUCAGCAGACUCUCUGAAGGCAAUGAAACCUGAUGGAUUGAGUGAAUCUUCUAAAUUGCUCAAAGAAGAGAAAGAAGAGUUAAGAAAAUUAAUGGAGGAAAAAGAUGCAUCCAUUAGAACACUCCAGGAAGAUAAUCAGAGAUUGUCUGAUUCCAUUGCAGACAGUUCAGAACUAGAAAGAAAACGACGUGAACAAAUGGAUUCAGAAAUGAAGCAGCUACGGGAGAAACAAGAUGACUUGCAAAACUUACUUAAGGAAAAAGAGCUUUUAAUCAAAGCAAAAAGUGAUGAAUUACUUUCUUUAAGUGAAAAUUUCACUAAUGUAGUGAGUGAAAAUGAUCUUUUGAGGCAGGGAGUAAUCAACCUGAAGGAGAGAGUCGUCAACUUUGAACUGGAUAUGUGUAAACUAAAAGAGGAAAAUGAAAAAUUAGUAGAAACAUCUAGGGAAGAGGAAACAAAUCAAGAGACAAAGAUGUGGUUUUCUAUGAUGCAGAGAGAGAAAGAAUUGGAAUAUGUUGCAAUGAAGGAGAAGGCGCUUGCUUUUGAGCAUCUUUUGAAAGAAACAGAACUCGGCAAGACAGGGGAAUUAAGUCUUUUAAAUGCAGUUACAUCAAUGCAAGAAAAGACUAUUAUGUUUCAACAGGCCAGAAAUGAGACCAUGUUGGCAUUGAAACAGAAACAAAUAGAAAACUGUGCCCUCCAGAGUGAGGUUCAACAUUUACACGACAAAGAACUACACUUAAAGCAGGAGCCAGAGAGAUCGCGUAAGCACGCAGUAGAAUCAGAAGUGUAGUGAGUGUCUCAUAACCGCGAAGCUUUGGCUGCAGAAGACAGAGCAGCUAAACUAAGAAUGAAAGUCACUGCAUUGGAGGAAAAGCUCCUUCUAUCUUCCAAUGCGAGGGAAAAUGCGAAUCAGCAAGCCAGUUUGCAGAUAGAGUCGUUGAAGGAACAACUGAAUGUUGUCACAAAGCAGAGAGAUGACAUUUGGCUACAGCUUUCUGUUUCCCAAGAACAAGAAAAGUAGUAUGCACAAGCGCUAGCUAACAUGAGGAUGGUAGUCGCAGAAUGGAUGGAAAUAGUUGCAGAUAAUCUAGAAGGAAAACUAAUAUCGGCACAAGGACAUCAGGAGAAAGUGAAUGCUGCCUUGACUCUGAAGGAAGAACAAAUUAAAGAUUUGAAAAAACAAAAUGAGGUCCAACAGGAAGUGCUGGAUGAUGUACAGAAGAAAUUGAUGAACUUACUAAGUAACACAGAAGGAAAAGUUGACAAGAGCCUCAUGAGGAACCUCUUCUUGGGGUAUUUUCAAACACCAAAACAACAACGUCAUGAAGUGCUACAGAUAAUGGGCAACAUUCUGGGUAUUAGAAAGGAAGAAAUAGAUCUGGUUUUUAAUGAAGAGCAAGGCGGUGGUACCAGAUGGAUGACUGGCUGGCUUGGAUCAAAAAGUGUCCCCAACACACCUCUGAGACCAAAUCAGCAAUCGAGGCCGAAGAAUUCUUGUUCAGAACUCUUUGUUAAAUUUCUAGAAACAGAAUCUCAUCUCACACUUCCGCCCCUAAAACCCUCUGCUCGUGAUCCAAAACCUCUGGAUUCACUGGGAAAGAAAAAACUAGCUAAAAAUUUACCACCAUCAAGUCUUAAAACUACCUCGGGAUCCACACCCAAAACACCAGAUGUGAAUCAGCGUUCUGCAGCUGUCUCUCUGAUUAACCCACCCAGACCUGAAACGGAUGGAUCUGAGCAUCUUCUUUUAAAUGCUGUUACUGAUGUUUUGCCCACAUAUACACCUUUGCUGCUGUCACCUGGCAAGAGGGCUGGAGUUGUGCUGAAAGACCUUUCAAAGCCAUAG